Oncorhynchus keta (chum salmon) is the source of this 856-nucleotide messenger RNA. Its product is annotated as dnaJ homolog subfamily C member 5-like. Lineage: Eukaryota; Metazoa; Chordata; Actinopteri; Salmoniformes; Salmonidae. Gene Ontology annotation, biological process: regulation of synaptic vesicle cycle. Bases 228 to 830 code for a protein of 200 amino acids. Gene Ontology annotation, cellular component: intracellular membrane-bounded organelle; membrane; presynapse. The transcript is spliced from 5 exons. The record is from RefSeq and is a predicted model, not a curated record.
UCUGGUGUUUCUAGUUUAGCUUGCUAGUUUUUGACGACAUGUUUUUUUUUGUUAAUGAUUGUCAAAGCCAAACAAACUAGCAUGAACUGCUGAUUUGGGAUGCAAGUAUUAUAGUUAUAGCAACCUUUUCAAUAGCACAAAUCGGACAUCGGCGGUGCACAAAUAUACGACUGAGCGAACAAGGGAGAGUGUGUGUGUGAGAGAGAGAGACUGAAAGAGUGGUCGUCAUGGCAGCUGAGGCGCAGAGACAGCGGUCUCUGUCCACGUCAGGAGACUCGCUCUACCUGGUCCUGGGGAUAGACAAGAACGCCUCGCCGGAGGACAUCAAGAAGUCCUACAGGAAACUGGCCCUGAAGUUCCACCCAGACAAGAACCCAGACAACCCCGAGGCUGCUGAUAAGUUUAAGGAAAUCAACAGCGCCCACGCCAUCCUCAACGACUGUACCAAGAGGAACAUCUAUGACAAGUACGGAUCCCUGGGACUCUACGUGGCUGAGCAGUUUGGAGAGGAGAACGUCAACACCUACUUUGUCCUCUCCUCCUGGUGGGCUAAGGGCCUGUUCAUCUUCUGUGGCUUGGCGACUGGCUGCUACUUCUGCUGCUGUCUGUGCUGCUGCUGUAACUGCUGCUGUGGGAAGUGUAAACCGCGGCCGCCCAUGGACCAGGAACCAGAGUUCUACGUCUCCCCUGAAGACCUGGAGGCACAGAUGCAGUCUGACGAGAGAGACGUUGGUGGGGACCCCAUCAUGAUGCAGCCGUCUGGAACAGAGACCACCAGGCUGACGUCAGACAACCACUCCUCCUACCGGACCGACACCGGAUACAACUAAUCCCCCUGUACCCCUACACCAGAUAC